AUGGGGGUUCAUAGACUCACGGGCACUCGAGUGGCAAUCAAGCAGGUACCCAAGGCUCAUAGUGCCAGUCUCACCAGGGAGAUCCAUCAUCAUAGACGUCUGCACCAUCCUCACGUCAUGCAGCUCUACGAAGUCAUUGCUACCGAGAGCAACAUCUGGAUGGUGUCUGAGCUGUGCGCAGGCGGAGAGCUGUACGACUACCUGGUGGAGCGAGGCACUAUGCCGGAGCCUGAGGCUAGAAGACUGUUUGGCCAGCUUUGCUUGGCAGUAGCAUACAUCCAUGGGAGAGGCAUCGUGCAUCGAGAUCUCAAACUCGAAAACGUGCUCUUGGAUGAGCGCUGCAAUGUCAAGCUGGGAGACUUUGGCUUCACGCGAGAAUUUGAGGGAAAGAGGCUCAUGGAUACCUUUUGUGGCACGACGGGCUAUGCUGCGCCAGAAAUGCUUGCUGGAAAAAAGUACACGGGAGAAGGUGAGCGUGGCCGUAAUGGUGGCGUUGGCGUUCGGAUUGCAGGCUAACCGCGCAGACAACCGCGCUCAGAGGUGGACAUCUGGUCACUGGGUGUCAUCCUGUACGCUUUGCUCUGCGGAACCCUGCCUUUCGACGACGAUGACGAGGCAGUCAUGAAGCAAAAGAUCUUGGCUUGCAAAUUCGACCUGCCAGACCUCAUCUCGGAAGAGUCCAAGGACCUAUUAAGCUCCGUAUUGCAGUUGGACCCCACCAGUCGACCGUCCAUCAAGAGCAUCCUGAGCCAUCCUUGGUUCAGCAAAAUCAUGAUCAGCAGCCCAAUGUCGCCUCUGGAUGAAGAUGCGGCUGCGGCCGAGCCAUCGUACUUUGCGAAUCCGCCUCCGUCCAGCAGCGAUCCCAGAGGGGAGGAGUUGAAUCCGAAGCCGAGCGAUCCGGCAGCGGGAGAGCGAAACACUCCCGCAGAUGGCGCACGCGAGGAGCUGAGCGCGGCUACUGAUGCCCAGGCAGAUGCCUCUUCUCCUCCUGCGUCCACAGAAACGAGCUACGAAACAGCUCCGACCAGGUCAUUUGAAGAGCCGCUCGACUCGUCGCAUCAAGUGACGACGAUAAGCCCGCUUCCGAAUGGCAGCAAAGCGGACAGGACUUCGGUCGAGCAGCUCGGUGCGCGGUCGUCCCACCCCUCUAAUUUUUCGGAAGCCAGCUUCCACACAGUCAUGAGUGACAGUGGCAGCAGCGACCAGCGCUCGAGCAGGACGGGAGGCACUAGUCCCAUCACGGACUCCACUUCGGAACAUGACGAGCCCACGGGCUCUGGCGGAGAGGGAAGCGGCACCUCUCCAAAUAGAAAAUCUUCGACUGCGUCGGGCGAGUCCACAGACACUGCUCUUACAAAGACAAGAGGGCUCGCCUUGCACAAGAACGAAUCGCAGACCACGAUCCGACGGGAAGGCUCAAACGGCAGCGAUGUGUCGAGAGGUAGGGGCAGUUCCAUUGCGGUUCCGGCUGGCAAGGCUGGCAAGGCUGCGGCAUCGACGCUCCCGACCCAUCAUGAGGGACCUGCUGCACUGGAAGAGUCGGCGGAAUCGGAAACCGAGGACGUGCAUACAUCCUCGCGGCCGCCCUCGGCGCUUUCCGCUCGGCUGGCGCGGGCAGGAUCUCAAAGUUCUGCGAGAGGUCAUGCUCGGACACCAUCGAGGACAAAACGUCGCUCGCUUUCGUCAGGGGGGCUUUCAGAUCAUCAUCCUCCUCAUUUGGCGCCCAAGCCAGUGAAUUAUGUGGCCUUACUGGAGGAUGCUUCUCCUGCACUCUUCACGAGCGUUGUGGAACAAAAUCUCCUACAUUCACUCAGCAAUCUCGGUCUGGACGUCGGUCAGGUGGUUCACAGCGUCUUGACAGAUGCUUGCGAUGCCAGCGGCGGCCUGUGGUGGUUGCUGAAGCUCAAGGCAUCAGACGCACAAGAUGCAGCCAUCGCGCUGCCUGCUUCUGCAGGCAGCGUCGUGUCUAACUCAGCCCCUCGUCUUGGCGCGGCGCCGCCUCCAAUUCCCAUCAAGGAUCCCAAUCGACCCUCCAGCACAACCGCCAGUCCGUCCAAGAAGGACGAAAUUCUCUCCGAGGCUUCCAUGACGCCCCGAGCUACCUCCGUCAGAGGCAAGCCUGCGAAAGUCCCGCCGCUCAAAAUUGCCAAAGAAAGCGAACGACCUUCCACCGCGCCGGCCUUGACGCCGACUAGCGACACAGGCAAAUUCCCAAGCACUACAAUUGCUGAAUCCGCGUCCACCCAAACCGAGGGCAACGCACCCAUCGGCCCGAUCCAGAUUGUGCCCAGACCUGUGCGAGCCGAUCGGAAUCGCACGAGCUCCUUCAGCAUCAAGCUGUCCAGUGUGCUGGCGAAUGCUGCACGUAAGGAUUCUGGCGAUGGUGCUGGUGAAGAUGGAGACGAUAUGGCAGUGCCAGAGCGCUCCAAAAGCCCUGUCAGCAUGCUGUUUGGCAGUAGAAAGGGGGGUGGCACGGUCAAGGAUAAGGCCAGGCAAGGCUCGCCAGCUGCUCCGAGCACCGCUCUGCCUGCGAGUCGAAGCGCCCUCGCCAAUUUGAACACAGGUUCCAAGUUGCCUGAUGGCACGCCCUCGCCGAGACCGAAGAAAGACCCAGCGCGAGACAGAGAGCGCAUCCGGUCGUUGAUGGCAGGCAAGGAGGCCGACGACGACGAGUCCCUGACACAGGGAAGUCCUCGGCCGCUCACAAAGUCGCCUGGUACGCCUGGCAAGGCCAAGGCAUCAUCCCGCCUAGAAUUGAGUGCACCCAUGACGAAAUCGGUGGACACUUUCAGCACCGUGUCUAGCACCAACGACGAGGCCAAGUCAUCCACAUCCAAAACACGGCUCAAGUCCAACUUCCUCAGCACCGUGAGGACGUGGCUCGGUGCCGAGGACAAGCAGGGAAAGCGCAGGCGCAAAGCGAAUGCGAGCGGUUCGUCCACCAAGACGGGCUCCGUUUAUGGGCACGACGGAUCUUUGCAUCAAAGCUCUGUGGCUCGACGGAGCAGCGUCAGUCGGCGUGCCAAUCCGUACCCGACCGGAUCUAUGGCUGGUCCUGUGCGAUCUCCUCGCAGCCCGCAAAGGGGCUCCUUGAGCCGCCGCAGCUCUUCGGGCAGCGCACACCUCUUCGAUGGUCAUUUGGGGGGCGGCCCGCCUAUCAGGCCUGUCAAUCUGCGUCGUCAGAGCGCCGGAAGCAUCACGCCCACUGCGACCCUGCAUGGCGGUGACGCGGCAGAAUUUGCACACUUUGGAGCUUUGCAACGAUCGAGACCUUCGAGCUCGCAAUCUCUUCAUAGACCGCCUCAUGCUGGCCUGCACCACAAACAGGGGUCCGCCAGUAGUUCUGGCUCUUUUAUGCGGCAGCAGCAACAACAGGGCAGCAUGCGCGGCGCGCAUAGCAGACGACCCAGCACGGAUGGCGGAACCACCGUCAGGCGGCAUCGCCAGUACCCAAGCGUCCACUCUUUGACCGACAGACCGCGAUCAGAGGCUAGCAAUUCUCGACCAUCUUCCUUGUACGCACCAGCCGUGGCGGAGGAAAAUGAGGAAGGUUCGCAGGGAGGGCAUGGAGCGGCGACUCCACGUCGAGUGUCGCUGGAGUCGCGAUCGGCAAUGGCGGAAGGCAGUCAAGGUCGCGCUUCGCCCGUCGUGCAGCACGCUCAUGCCCACGCACCUCAUCGGGCGAGUGUGUUUGUGGCGCACAAAUCCAGAUCACCCUAUGGACCGCCUUCGGCAAGUCCGAUGCUGCAGAGCACUCUACACUCCAAACUCUCUUCGCCUAAUCCCACACCCGCAGCCGAUGGCGAACCACCGGCUGCUGGAACGGGAAUGUGGAGGAGAAGUUGGGGUCGGCCUCCUCCCAGCUGGGCUGGCCCCGUGGAUAUGGGCCCGACGAGAAGCGAGCUCGCGGCGGCAGCCUUGAUCGCCCGACCCAAACUUCGAGACGUUUUUGCUGAUCGCGAGGAUGACGAGUGGGAAGAUGAGGAUGACGAACCUACGUAUGCAGGCGGUCUGGGCCAGCUGGACUCCUUUGGAUCUGGCUGGCGUGGCACCUCUAGGAAUACCGCAGGCUCUGGCUUUGAAUCCAUGUUUGGCGGAACGAACAGCGGGAGGGGCGUCUCUGGUCUUCCACCUACAUCCACCACGGCCUUUGGCACACCUUCUCGCAUCGGCUUGGGGAGCAGCGAAGGUAGCCUGCUAUCAUCUGGAAGAUAUGCGGGGGUGCGUUCCAUCUUUCAGCCUCCUUCCUUGGGCCGUGACACGGCACCUCGACUUUUAUCGAUGCAGAUGAACGCCGAUGAAGAUGCUUCCGCUGGAUCUGCCCUGGGUUCUGCGCCGGAUACGAAUUCUGCGGACAAGUCGACGUUGGGGGCGCCUUCGAAUAAGGAUGCGCCUGCGAACAACUUGACAGGUGUUGCGCCGGCAGCGCCUGCUUCUGGCCUCAUGGGCACGGGCACAGCUAGGCUUCGCGGGCAGACGCCGGCGUUCAAGACCAUCACGAUCGAAGAGGAAGAGGAGGAUGAGUAA
This is a messenger RNA of Ceraceosorus bombacis, 4527 nucleotides long. The record is from the annotation of a GenBank genome assembly. NCBI's taxonomy places the organism in Eukaryota, Fungi, Basidiomycota, Exobasidiomycetes, Ceraceosorales, Ceraceosoraceae.